UCCGCUAUUUCCCGGAACGACAUUCGCAUGCAAGGAGCCGGACACAACACACACUCUGGGCCCGCUCGGAGGACAGAUGUUGGCUCUUCGUCGGCGCGUGUGCCUCGCACCAACAUACAUGUAGCCCAUGAGCUCGCGGAAGUGCUCAGGGCUAAGGAGGCUAAGAGGGACGAUGGGAAUGGUGAUUUGCGCAGGGGUCUCCGGCGACGGCGUGAGAGAGCAGGGUGGAGAUGAAGACGAGAGUGACGGGAGCAAUGUCCUUCUUGCAGACGGCGAGCAUGUGCGAGGGGAGGUCGGCGGAGCCGUCGCUGACGUCGACGGUGAUGUUGUCGGGGAUGGAAACAGGAAGAGGAGGAGGGACUUUGACGUGCUCGAGGACGGCAAGCAAGAAAGAAGACAUAAAUACUACCUCGUCCUCGUCCUCGUUCAAUGGAACAUGAAGAGUGCCUUCUCGAUCGGCACGCGCUUGGGGUGGGCGAGCCGCCUCGGGAUCGCGAUGGAGAUCUUGGGCUCGACGUCGUGCUCCGGCGCCGUCCUCACACUGUCCGUCACCGUCGACCCCAUCGCCGGGCAGCCUUGUGCCUCCGUCUGCCAAUGACACCGCUGGCCCAUUAGGAGAAGCCGCGCGAACGUUCAACGCACCGUCUGUCUCCUCAAAGUGAACGACCUGCUCCAGGACGUACACGUACACGUCCGUGCAGGUCGCCGCUGGAAGGGUCGCCUUGCGAGGACUGGCUGUG
This is a messenger RNA of Rhodofomes roseus, 740 nucleotides long. RefSeq lists its product as uncharacterized. The record is from RefSeq and is a predicted model, not a curated record. The coding region runs from base 128 to 598 and encodes 156 amino acids. The transcript is spliced from 4 exons. Lineage: Eukaryota; Fungi; Basidiomycota; Agaricomycetes; Polyporales; Fomitopsidaceae.